Molecule: messenger RNA, 6306 nt
Organism: Homalodisca vitripennis (glassy-winged sharpshooter)
Lineage: Eukaryota; Metazoa; Arthropoda; Insecta; Hemiptera; Cicadellidae
Product: gem-associated protein 5
Exons: 30
Coding region: 294-5915 (1873 amino acids)
Molecular function (GO): protein binding
Source: RefSeq, a predicted model, not a curated record
AGCGAUUCUUUCAAAUCUGUUCUACUGUUCUAUUAUAACCUAAAAGCUAUUGUUUGAUGUUUAUUUGUUUGAAGCAGUGGAAUCGUUGGCAAGACGUCUGUAUCCUAUCACUUGUGUUACAACAUGAAAUUGUGUGCCUAAACGUGAAGAUUUAAAUGACGCAUUUUGUGUCUGCGUUUGGUGCAUUAAGCUUAAGAGAUUAAUUUUAAUGUGAUACGUCUGUCUGUUGGUAUUUAAUUUGUUUAGGCGGUGUUAAACCUAUUGAAAAAUCCAACACCUUGUUACUAGUAUACAUGCAGCAGUUAGGAAUGGAUAAUUUUAUAUUACCUGCUUCUCCUAACUGGCAACUGUCCAGUGUGUUGGCCUGCAAUGAUAACGGACUAAUAGCUUAUGGUUCAAGAUCUGAUGUAUCAAUAAUAAAUUUUAAACCAAAUGGAAAAUUUGAAGUUUCAAUUUUACAGUUUGCUCACAAGGAUAGACUUUCUACGAUUGUGUUUUCACCUGUUGAUGGUAAAUUCAAAAACUGUCUAGCAACAUGUGGUGAUGAUGGUAUGGUGAGACUGUGGAAUUUUGAAGAAGGCCGACUCUUAUAUUUUCAUUCAGGUCAUAAGGAUGGACUCAAGGUGGUGGGACUGGACUGGUCCAGAGCUGACACCAACAGGUUGGUUUCGGUCAGUGACUUGGGGAGCAUCGUGUGCUGGGACCUGAGGAGUAACACAAUCCGUCGUCUGCACUGUGGUGUCAAGGUGUUACCUCUGACACUGGCCUGCUGCCCCCAUGACCAGGAUCUGGUGGGCAUUGGCUGCAAGGGUGGUGUCACGCUCAUUGUUGAUAUUAAAGGGACAGGAAAAAUUGUUCAUCGUCUUCGUGGUCUUGAACACGAUGUAAUAUCUAUCUCAUGGUGUCCAGUGCCAUAUAAUGUCAUCAAGCGCAAAAGGAAUGUUGACUCUAAGGUAGAAGAUACAAAAGAAGUAAAAACAGCAGAAGUGGUGGAAAGUAAUACCGAAACAGAGCACAGAGACCUACUGUUAGCCACAGGCUGUGUGGACAAGUCUAUUUUCAUUUGGCGUGCGGGUUCAGACGGGCGCUAUGAGGUCAUUCUCAAUCUGCCAAACAACAGUGUAAACUCCAACUUCCCAAGGAAGAAAGGAUACCCUGGCUCCAACAACACGAUGUUGUGGACCUGUGUACACUGGGUGGACGCCUACACUCUGUUGUCUACUAGUCAGUUUGGAGAAUUGUUGUCAUGGGAUCUCAAUGAGGUCUCCAUUAAGGACAAGUAUGUAAUUCGUCAUGAUGUUGCAGGAAGAAAGGAUACCCUGGCUCCAACAACACGAUGUUGUGGACCUGUGUACACUGGGUGGACGCCUACACUCUGUUGUCUACCAGUCAGUUUGGAGAAUUGUUGUCAUGGGAUCUCAAUGAGGAAGAAAGGAUACCCUGGCUCCAACAACACGAUGUUGUGGACCUGUGUACACUGGGUGGACGCCUACACUCUGUUGUCUACUAGUCAGUUUGGAGAAUUGUUGUCAUGGGAUCUCAAUAAGGUCUACAAGGACAAGAACACCAAGAAACUCCAACCCCGGUUGCUGCACUCUCGCCAUUACAAGGGCUGUUUUGCCAUUGCCUGCCCGGUCAUCUACGAUGCAGUGACCAACUGGGAGGCCGAGACCCGCACUGUGUGGACUACAGCCAUGGACAAACAUGUUGUGGGUUGCUCUUUGGGCUCGGGGAAAAUCAUAUUGGACAUCCCAACCAUGGGUGGAGCUGUGUAUGCUAUGGCUCUCUCUCCACUUGAUCCUAACAGAUUGGCCAUUGGCAGCAGUGACAGCAAGGUGUUUGUGUGGAACAUGAGCAACUUGACCUCCCUCAGUAUUGUCAGCUACUGGAAGAAGAUUAUCGGAAAAGUCAUGUCUUUAUGCUGGCACCCGAAUGAGGAGAACUGGCUGGCGUUUGGCACUGGUGACGGCCAUGUUGGACUCAUUGAUGUGAGCUCCAACAAGACACCCACACUAUUCCGUCUCCACCACCGCAAUGCUGUCUACCGCAUCUGCUGGGCUCCACCUGUCUUAAAACCGGACGAUGCAGACAUUGACAAAACCAAGUUGGUCUUGUACUCUGUUGGUGAUGGAGAUAUAUUCCAAUAUACUGCUAAACCUGAAGAAUCUAAUGAAGAACCUAAGUCGCUGAACACUGCGUUGUUGAAUAGCUUUGAUAAAAGCCUCGGACUGCACAACUCUCUUAUCCGCUCAGAUAUUGUGUUCAAACCUGACUCCACCUGCUUUGCUAUUGGUAGUGAAAAUGGGUCGGUGUAUAUUGUGAGCUGUGAGACACUGAAGCUGAUGCACACAGUGUAUCCGCACAAGAAGCUCAUGAACAACCUGGAGUGGCAUCCGGAGACUGUGGCUAGUGACAACAACAUUUCACCUUAUAAGGACUGGUUGGCCAUCACUUGUGAAAACAUCAAGGUCUACGACAUUCCUGCAGAAGGACAACCAGUGUUGGUUGCUACACUGUCAGGACACUCUGAGAAAAUAGUAGGUCUGGCCUGGAGUCCACACUUCAACGGUCGGCUGCUAUCUGCUUCCUACGACCAUUCUGUGCAGAUAUGGGAUGUGCCUAGCCAGAAAUGUCUAGGCGUGUACCAGGGUCAUAGCAUGGCUGUCAUGUGUGCCCUGUUUAACCCUCUGAACCCUGACAUGGUCAUCUCGGGUUCCAGCGACAACACUGUACGUCACUGGUCUAUCUCGCAGCUGGCUCAGAAGCCAGUUGUCAAACCUGCAAAGAAGAAGGAGCGCCAAGGGGCGUUGGACAAGGAGCGAGCUGAUGCUGAAGAGGCCACAGAACUCAUUGUGGGUGUGUCUGAACUGGCUACAAGUAAAGAGCGCCAAGGGGCAUUGGACAAGGAGCGAGCUGAUGCUGAAGAGGCCACAGAACUCAUUGUGGGUGUGUCUGAACUGGCUACAAAGAAGGAGCACCAAGGGGCAUUGGACAAGGAGCGAGCUGAUGCUGAAGAGGCCACAGAACUCAUUGUGGGUGUGUCUGAACUGGCUACAAAGAAGGAGCGCCAAGGGGCAUUGGACAAGGAGCGAGCUGUUGCUGAAGAGGCCACAGAACUCAUUGUGGGUGUGUCUGAACUGGCUACAAAGAAGGAGCGCCAAGGGGCGUUGGACAAGGAGCGAGCUGAUGCUGAAGAGGCCACAGAACUCAUUGUGGGUGUGUCUGAACUGGCUACAAAGAAGGAGCACCAAGGGGCGUUGGACAAGGAGCGAGCUGAUGCUGAAGAGGCCACAGAACUCAUUGUGGACUAUGCAUUAUAUCAUGUGUCAAUGUCUGUUAUAGAGAAGGAGCGCCAAGGGGCGUUGGACAAGGAGCGAGCUGAUGCUGAAGAGGCCACAGAACUCAUUGUGGGUGUGUCUGAACUGGCUAAAAGGGAAGAGAGUAAUGUCAGCACCAGCAAACAGAACAUUGCCACCAACACCAGCCCUACUUCUAAACAGCCAGGGUCUGCCACAGACAAGAGUAUGGAGGAGUACAAGAAACGCCUUAAGGGUCGUGCAGUGUUCACUGUCACAGGAUCUAAUCUCAUACAGGCCAGGCACUUUGACGUAGUGUAUGAUCGAUGGGAAAAGACAACAAACCCUGUUUCUACCCUAGACAAUGAUCUCACAGCGUCCACCACAGAAACUCCAUCAGCAACCGACAUAGGAUAUUUAGAUUUUUUCGAAGAUGACAAGGCCAUGCGAAGACUGCUCAUGGUAGAAGAGAGCCGAUUGACGGAGAACAAGCACUACAUGUUGGCCCAGACUUCUAUGCUGUGGCGAGGGGACAUUUCUCAGAUGAUCCAGGAAGCCAUCGCGAAAAAGAAACUGUCCGACUGGCUUGUGUCCAUGGCUCCCCUCGCAGGCUUUGAGGUAUGGGAGGAGGCGUGUGUUGCGUUCGCCAAGCAGCUGGAAGAGUGUGGAGAGGUGUUGAAGGCUUCUUCAUACCUGCUGGCAAUCCACAACGUUCACGAGGCCGUUAGACUACUGGCCGAUCACAAGAUGUUCAAGGAGGCUGUGGCGGUGGCUAAGUGUAGACUAAGUCAUGAUGAUUCUCUUACCUCCAAAGUCUACACAGAAUGGGGUGACAUGUCCCGAGCACAGGGGAACCUCACACUUGCGGUUCACUGCUACUGGGCAGCUUGCAACUUUCAACUUUGUAUAGAGACGUUGGUACGAAUAAAGGAGCUCAAAUACCUCAAGAUGGCUGCUGUGAUAGCCAAGUUUCACAAUUACACUGAAUUGGCCAACAGUCUAGCACUCGAAUGUCUGUUAAUGAGCAUCUCUGCAAGCAACCCUACCGUUGGCUACCACAUUCUGGAACAGUUCCCAAAUGAAGAGUAUGAGCACUGGACUGUCUGGCUGAAAGUAAGCGAGGUAUUAUCCAAAGUCAAGAACCGAGGUGAAAGAGAUCUGUUUGAUUGGCUGGAGGGCCGACAGAAGACCCAGAUCUCUCUUCCAGAUGAGCUGACUAAAGUGUUCUCGUCCCUCUGUGAGCCCCGUGAAGGUUGUGAUAGAAAGUAUUCUCCAAAGAAAGAAGAAGUAGAGGUUGAUAAUCCCCAUGACAGAACUACUGAAAUCAUGAGUUUUAUCUACUCAAGAUUGCAUUCUCACUUUCCUACUAACAAGAAUCCGGAAUAUGAACGUGAUCUGUGGUUCUACUUGAGCGGACAGCUGACGGGAGCCUUCGUUGGCAGACUGGGGUGCGCUCCUUCACGCUUCCUGCGACAUCUUGUCGCUGCUUUCUCAGCUGCCUUCCACUACCAGACCCAUCACCCCUCCAGUUUGGCUCUACCCAUACUUGUGUCUGUCAUUUCCCCUGCUGGUAUUUUUGCUGAAAAUAGCAUUUUUACCAUGGAGUACAAGACUGAUAAGGAGAUACAACUGGCCAAAAGUUUGAGGGCGUUUGUAUGUGCGUCGAUAGUCCAAUGGAUGAGCAACAACUGGGAGAAGGUGGUGGAACUGCGGUCCAAGCGUGAGGAGAAGCCUGCAGAGAAUGGUAGUGGUGAUGGUAGGCAGGAAGUGGAGCUGUACAAGAUGGACUGGCUGCCAGAGUUGAUAACCAGAUGCAGUUCAGAUGUACUAGAUAAAGAGAAUGUGUCCUACUUUGUCAAGAAAGCUUUGAAGGAGGAGUUACAGAACACAGUAACAAAAGAAAACAUCCAGAAAAAAAUUACAAUGGAAAAGAGUGUGGAUUGUAAGACAACCAAACAAAAUAAAAUAAAGAACAAAACCCAAACUAUCUCAGAGCUAGCUGAUGAUGAAACAAAUGGCAAUUUCAGUGUUGAAAGUCAAACCAGCAAAAAAGAUGUUGCAGAAAACAAGAAUGAAAGCCUGAAUUCAGCUCAAAACAAAGGUGAUUCUGUAAUAGUUGUCCCCAAAAAAGAAGAAAAAUCAACACCUUUUCCAAAAAAUCAAGAACAACAAAACACAGCUGCACUGAAAUCUAAUACAGCUGAAAAUGCAAAAGAACAAGAAUUAGUACAGGCAAAUAAAUCACUAAAUGAAUGCUCAGAAGAUGCCCAUAAACUUUUGCAGAAAACUGGAAAAGAAACUAAUCCAGCGACUUCAAUUGUUCAAAAUGGUGAUACAACUACAGUUCAUUCAGCCCAAAAUGGUGAAGCUAUUACAACUAAUGGCACAGACAGUCAUGGUGUAAGUGACGAAAAUAUUGAAUUAAAGUUAAAAGAGAUAAAAGAAAUUGAUGAAGUGAUCCAUAAAUUUGAAACUACAAGAGUGACAGUACCAAGCCCUUUCACAGCAUACAUGAACAUUAAGUACCUGAUUGACAAUUUAGUCACCAAGCAAGACUCAAAACUCGCUCAAAUUCUACAGGGAAACUGUGACAAAAUUUGGAAGAAAUCUCAUGACUAAGUCGUGUCCCUAUUUUUGUACAUGGUAAUGAUAGUUCUUCGUUAGUAUUGAUUUCAUCAACAAUCAUUUGAUUAAUUUGGUUUGUUUUUUAUUAUUUAUUUAGUUCUAUUUACAUCAAGUGUACAUGAUUAUACUGUCUUAUUGUUUUACUUUACAUAAAGAUCAUGUAUUUUUGUAAAAACUCGCCUUGUAUCAUAUUGAAAGUACGUAUCGGUUUUCUUUAAGUAGGCUAUAAUUUAAUUUAUCUCUAAGCAUUAAGGUUUUUUUCUUUCAUUAAUUAGUAAGUGAUACCUGUUAUUUUCUGGUACAUGUAAUGAUACAAAGUGUUGAAAUAUUUAAUCAAGCUGUUGAUUGUUCCUUUGUUGAUGUUAAUAAAGAAUUUUCUUAUUUA